AUGUCUCCAAUCGCUCCUGUUCGUGUCAAUGCUGCAUUCCGUUCAUCUGUGAACAAUGAAGCCUACAUAUUCAUGAACAAUGGUCAGUAUGUAUUAUUGGAUUAUGCUCCAGGAACCACUGAUGACAAAAUUUUGAAUGGGCCAUAUCCUAUUUCUGUUGCUUUUCAAUCACUUAAAGGCACACCAUUUGGAGAACAUGGCAUAGAAUGCGCCUUUGACACUGAUCGCAACGAGGCCUACAUUUUCUCCGGAAACCUGUGUGCCUACAUAUACUAUGCUCCACAUUCCUCAGAUGACAAAAUACUCAGAGGUCCUAUGUCAAUCCCUGACAUGUUUCCUUGCUUGAAGGGUACAGUGUUCGAGAAAAGGAUCGAUGCUGCAUUCAGGUCAAGUGUGAGCAAUGAAGCUUACAUAUUCACAGGAGACCAAUACGCUCGUAUAAACUAUGCUUCUAUCAGCGUGAGUUACCCCAAAACCAUUAAAAAUGAGUGGCCUUGUUUGGCCGGCACGAUCUUUGAAAGCGGGAUUGAAGCUGCUUUUGCUUCUCAUAUCACCAAUGAAGCUUACCUCUUCAAAGGAGAGCAAUAUGCACGUAUCAAGUUUACUCCAGGCAAAAAUGAAGACUACCUCAUGGGUGGAGUCCGUCCUAUCCUUUCUUACUGGCCCGGUCUUGGUGGCCUCUUGGCAAGCAAGAAUAGUACCAAUUAAAAAUAAUGACUCAUAUAUGCAUGGUUAGAAUAAGGCAAAUGCUAAUUAAUCACUGUCCUCUCUUGGACAUGCAUUAAUUAGUUACAUAUAUAGCCAGGACCUUAAAGAAUAAAGUCAAUGAACACUUCCAUGUAGUACUUAUUAAUGUUUAAUUGCUUUAUGUUCCUCAAUAUGUAAUGAACACCUGCAAUAUGUGGAACCAGCACUCUCUCACACUUUCUCCCACUCCCCUGCACUGAUCUGGUACUUGAGCAUUAUCAUGCUUCAUUCAAUUACAGUAUGAGCACAUCAACUUAACCUUUUUAUGUGCAUCAUCAAGUAUACAAA
Messenger RNA from Lotus japonicus, 1035 nucleotides. RefSeq names its product albumin-2-like. The coding region runs from base 1 to 708 and encodes 235 amino acids. The record is from RefSeq and is a predicted model, not a curated record. The transcript has a single exon. Lineage: Eukaryota; Viridiplantae; Streptophyta; Magnoliopsida; Fabales; Fabaceae.